AGUGGCGCUCGCGAGCCGUGAGCCCGCCCAUCUCUCUCUCUCUCCCCUCCUCCCUCUACCGCCCGGGCUCUCUCAAGCGACGAGCGCCGUGAGGUAAAUACAAGCAGCAUCUCAAAAUGGCGGCGCCACCGAGUCCCGGACGAGGCGCGGUGGUAGCGCCGCAGCCGGAGCCCUUCUCCUCGAACUUGGCGGCAGAGAGCAGGGCCUCUCCGCGCGGCUUCCUGUCAGCUGCCAAGCGCAUGAAGGGAGCAGAAGAGCGGACGCUCAAGGGGCCUAAGCGCGUUAACGGCGAGGGCGGCGGCGGUAAUAGGCAGCAGCAACAGCCGCCGCCGCCGCACAUACCAGGAGCGCCAACCCCGGUCGGUCACGGAAGCCCCGCCGUGUGGAGUUUCACGGCGUUCUCAUCGGGCGGUGGCGGCGGGAGCGCGGCGAGCAGCGGCGGGUCUUUCGUUUUCCCGCCUCAGCUGCCCCACAAGUUGCUGCUGCCGCCGCCGCCUCCGCCCUCCCACCGCUGCCUGGCCUCGGGCGCCGACGGAGGCGGCAGCAACAGCACCAGCGCCGGCGGCGGCAAGACCAAGAGGCCCAAGGAAAAGCGGGACAAGGAGAAGAGGAAACUCGGGGCCCUGCCUGGGUCGUCCAUGGUGGCGGCAGCAGGAGGCGGAGGCGGCGGCCCGAGCGCGGCUGGCCGGGAGGAGAACGGCGACGUGAAAGCGCUGCUGCUGCAACAGCAGCACCGCCACCGCCACAGCCACCGCCGGGAAGAUCAAAUCAUCAGAGACAAAAUUGCAGAAAGGGAUAAGGAAAAGCAGAAAGAAAAGAAGAAACACAGGUUAAUGUCUGAAAUUAAGAAAGAGAAUGGAGAGAUGAAAUUAUUUCAGAAAGGUAUAAAGGAGAAACCAAAAAGCAAUGCAGAAGAUCUACAGAUUAAAAAAGUAAAGAAGAAAAAGAAAAAGAAGCAUAAAGAGUGUGAAAAAAGGAAGCGUCCAAAAAUGUACAGUAAAUCUAUUCAGACCAUCUGCUCGGGAUUAUUUUGUGACACUGAGGAUCAAGAUGCCAAAGGCAUAAUCAAAAAUCAUCUUAAGGAUUUCAAUGGAAAAAAUAUGGAUCCCAAGAAGGACUCUGAGUACAAGAUAUCAGAGAACAGUGAGUUUCCAUUUGUCUCGUUAAAGGAGCCACGGGUUCAGAAUAAACUCAAAAGGUUGGACAUGUUGGAGUUCAAACAGUUCAUUCAUAUUGAGCACCAGCCUAAUGGAGGUGCUUCAGUUAUCCAUGCCUACAGUAAUGAACUCUCCCACUUGUCUCCUGUGGAGAUGGAGAGAUUUGCAGAAGAAUUUGUGGGUCUGGUUUUUAGUGAAAAUGAAAACUGUGCAGCUUACUAUGUAAUGGGAAUUGUUCAUGGGGCAGCUACUUACUUACCUGACUUUUUAGACUACUUUUCAUUUAAUUUUCCCAAUUCGCCAGUGAAAAUGGAGAUUUUGGGAAAGAAAGAUAUAGAGACAACGACUAUGUCAAAUUUUCAUGCUCAGGUAAAAAGAACAUAUUCUCAUGGUACAUACAGAGCUGGCCCAAUGAGACAAAUCAGCUUGGUUGGAGCAGUGGAUGAGGAAGUGGGGGACUAUUUUCCAGAGUUCCUAGAUAUGCUGGAAGAUUCACCUUUCUUAAAAUGUACUUUGCCAUGGGGGACACUUUCUAGUUUGAAAUUAGAGAGUCGUAAAGAUAGUGAUGAUGGUCCUAUUAUGUGGGUACGUCCAGGAGAACAAAUGAUCCCUGUGGCAGACAUGCCAAAGUCACCUUUCAAAAGGAAAAGAACAACCAAUGAAAUAAAAAACCUGCAGUACCUACCUCGUAUUAGUGAACCUCGUGAAAUGCUUUUUGAAGACAGGACACGAGCCCAUGCAGAUCACAUAGGACAAGGGUUUGAACGACAGACUACAGCUGCUGUGGGAGUAUUAAAGGCAGUGCAUUGUGGAGAGUGGCCUCAACAACCUCGUAUAACCAAAGAUGUAAUUUGCUUUCAUGCAGAAGAUUUCUUAGAGGUAGUUCAACGAAUGCAACUAGAUCUGCAUGAACCUCCGCUUUCACAGUGUGUCCAGUGGGUUGAUGAUGCAAAACUUAACCAAUUACGAAGGGAAGGCAUUCGAUAUGCCAGAAUUCAGUUGUAUGAUAACGAUAUUUAUUUUAUUCCAAGGAAUGUUGUGCAUCAGUUUAAGACAGUUUCAGCUGUGUGCAGUUUAGCUUGGCAUGUUCGGCUCAAGCUCUACCACUCAGAGGGAGAAAAUCAAAACAUCUAUGAAGCAGGCCUGCCAACAGAUCCCACAUCUUCUGCUAUAGGACUUCAAACUGACAGUGUAAUCCAUGCAGCGAGUAUAAAUGCCUCUGAAGACACUAAAUUUUCAGGCAUUCUGCAAACUAAAUAUGUCAAACAGGAAUUUUCAUGCACACAUGAACCUGCUGUAUCUUUCCAAAAUAAAGAGGAACCAAUUAUUGUUAAUCUUCCAGAAAAGACAGUAGCACCUAAUGUUAUGGAAUGUCAGAAUGUUAAAGCAAAGCUGGAUCAUGGUCAGUUGACAGGGUCUACGUUUGAAACUGCGUCUGAAUUUGAACCUGAAGACAAAGACUUGCAGGGCAGCUUAGGUCUGGGGGGUCAUGUGAACCUGGAGGAUACCAGACAAAGCAGUUCAGCAUAUUCAAGUCUGCAUGGCAAACAAGAAGAUGACUUUUUGUGUUGAAGUUAGUCUGUGUGUGUAUAUAUAUUUUUAAAUUCAUUUUUAAACAUAAUAAUGUAAAGAUGCUUAAAUUCUGUGAGUCAGGUUUGUUACUUGCCUCACAUCUGUUACAGAAAAUAGUUUAUGUAGCUUUGUAACAUUCCUCAGUGCCUGUCCAUAACUGUGAAAGUAUCAAAGCACUUAGGGCCAGAUGCACUGUAAACACUGCAGGUGUAAAAUAAAGAAGUCUUUAAAUAUGAGUUGUAGGUUUUAGACUAGAGCUGACAUUUAACAUAUAUUUUUUGUAAGAUAAGCCAGAAUUCUUUUUGACAAUUCCAGGCUUUUCCAUAGAGCUUAUUUAUACCAAUUUUUUUUUCUUUUUAACGUGUCAGCACUGUAGUGUAAAUAGCAUUUUUUUAAAAAAUCUUUUUAGUGUGAUUUAUAUUGAAAUGUGAGCCACUUAAUAAAGGUUCAUAAUAACAAUAAUGGGUUUUAUUUUUCAGUCUCUUUUAAAAAAACCCUCAAAACUUCUGAGCUAAUUUUCAAAACACUUAGUUUUGCAAGAAAGUAAUAUUAUUGUAUGAUGAAACAAAAACCUUAGACAUUUACGUUAAAAUGCACAGUUUCACUUUCAAAGUGAAUUUGGAUGAGUAGUUCAUGUGGUGGUUAUACAUGCAAUGAACUUCUCAUCAUCUUAUCUUACAUUGGCAGGUACUUUGCUCACAAUACAAUUAUGAUAAACUUCAGAGAUCCCACUAUUUCCUGGUGUUCCCUACAUGAAGAGAGAUGAGUCAGGAAUCCAAAGGGAAAAAAUUGCACACAUAAUAAAAACAUCAGUUAGAAUGUUUUGGCAUACCAUACAGGGAUACUUGUAUAAUUUUUGAAGGUUCAUUUUGCAACCUGAAAAUUCUGUAACAGCAGACAAGUAUUGAUAGGAGCCCAAAGAUAGAAGGUGACUAGAAUGCGUGACCUACCUGACCUUUGAGGGAACCCAAUCAAGUUUUUGAUUCUCAGCCUUUAGCUGAAACUGCAUGCCUAUUUUUAUGCUUUAAUCCACAACCACAAAGGCCAAAAGAACAACCAUAAACUUGGACUUUGGGGAUUUUGGAGAAAAGCAGUACAUAAUUGAAUACAAUAAUCAAUUUACAUUUUAAAGUACUUGUAUAACUUAAUGCUAAGAAGGCCCCUUGAUUAAAUGUAAGACAGAAUCUUCAUAGGUGCACUUAAAGCACAAUUAUACAUUAGGGCUGUAUUCUAGAGGGUAUUUAAUUUUGUCUUUAGCUCUUGAAUUACUGAAUUGGCUUCUUUGGUAGAUGCAGCCAGUUGAGUUUGCCCAGCCCAUUGGAAAGCAUGGCCACUGCUGCUGGAACUGCUAAGCCUCAUAGGUUUUGAAAGGAGUUAACACGCAGAAUGCUUAAUUACAGCAAAGGUUUAACAGCCCACAACAUCUUCCCCUUUCAGCUUUAAAAACAUAAACACACUUCAAGGCAAGAUGCUGCAAAGAUAGGAGGCCCUUUUUUUAAUCCCCAGUGCAUCUUAGUAAUAUGAACUACAAUUUGGGCUCAACUUGUGCAUUCAGGGAAAAUUGAAGGAAGGGUUGUCGCUCAUACAUUGCAUAUGUAAGAGGUCCCAAAUUUAGUCACCCACAUUUCCAGUUAGGGCUGGGAAAGACUUACCUGAACCCUUGGAAAGCUGCUGCCAGUCUGUAGAUAGCUGUGACCUAGAUGGACAAGUGUUGGGGUAUAAUACAGUUCCCUAUUAUCUUACAAGGUACAGCUUUUUUUGGAUUGUGCCACUUCAAAAUCCAGGUUGAGAUGUAGUCCAUAUUGGGGAGUUAUUGAAGGUUUAAGGAAAGCAUUUUUAGCUUUGCCUUUUCCCAAAUAUUCUACUUUGAUAGGUACAAAGGGUUGUUCACAGGGGGGGGGGCACUGCAGCAUGCAUUUUUCACCUUUAUUCUGAGUGGUACAGUCCUAAAAGCACAGUGCAACAUGGUGGGGAAAGGGAUGUGCAUCUUUUUGAAGUUUUUGAAAGGGAUGCGAUAUUUUUUUUAGUUAACUAAUGGGCUGAACGUGUUACCUCCUUUUUUAAAGCGCUAAAACCUGAGCACUCUUAAACCUCCAAGUUGUUCACCUCAAACUAAGCAGUAAUUGGCUAUGACUAGCUUUUGUUUACCACCUGAGAUGUUGCCCUAUGUAUCUUCCUUUCAGCUAGAUGCUCUCUACCUGAGCAUAAUUGGGUAUAAAGUACCUUUUCCUAUGAGAUGGAUAAUAAGGCCUGCUCGCUCCCAAAACCCAAAUCUCUAAAUCUUGAGUGGACACCAGUUCCAGUCUCCUCAACUUACUCUCUACCAGUUAUUACAUCCUCUCUUUGGCAUUCUAUCCUGUAUACAUUGAAACUUACUUGAGGACUCAAGUUGGAAUAAAUAUAGCUUGCAAUAAUGGAGUUGGGAGUUUAAUAUAGGAGGCAGGAUUCCCCCCUCCCCCCAACAAACCCAAAUGUACAAAUUAACAAUAGCCAGUCAAUUUAAGCUGUUACACCAUUUUGUGUGAUUUGUCCUUUUCCAUGAAUGUUAACAUAUAAAUUGGCUCAGAACCUGAUGGUUUUUAAGUUGUACAAAUGUAAUUCACCUACAUCUGGCCCUAUACCAUUUUCCAGGCAGAAAUAAGUAGAGGUUUUAAACUCAAGGUUCAUACUUGCAUCAAGAAAUGUCACUAUUAGGUUGCUAACUGGUAAGACAGAUACAGAUGAUUGUAAGAAUCAUUAAGGCUUCCAUACUAUGUACGUGUGCCUGAGAAUAGGUCUAAAUUAACUCAGUGGGGGCUUCUGAGUAAAUAUUUGUAAGAUUGUGCUGCCAGAGCAAGUUCUCAGACUUCCAAGUUUUUCAUAGAAUGAAACAGCGUAAGAUGGAGACAUACCGAAUUGCUAGUAUAUCCUGAGGAGAGGGCCUGACUCAGUCACCAGUUCUUACUAAUACAUUAUCGUCUUAACUCACUACUCUCAGUCACACUUCUUUAGUGCCUACUGUAGCAAGAGACCUCUAUUGGUAAAUAUAGUUGGUGCACCAUCAAAACAAAAAUAAAAUAACAAAUGCUCUAACUUAA
This is a messenger RNA of Lacerta agilis (Sand lizard), 5806 nucleotides long. It is a transcript of the gene RSBN1L, whose product is annotated as round spermatid basic protein 1 like. The transcript is spliced from 8 exons. Gene Ontology annotation, cellular component: nucleus. The record is from RefSeq and is a predicted model, not a curated record. Bases 117 to 2729 code for a protein of 870 amino acids. NCBI's taxonomy places the organism in Eukaryota, Metazoa, Chordata, Lepidosauria, Squamata, Lacertidae.